AUGACAGUCGACACCAACGACCAGAUCUUUGCACAGGACGCCGCAUUCUGGCAAAACUACAGUAAAGGCCGUCCGCAGCCUCCACCCAGCUUCUUCCAGCGCAUCUACGACUACCACCGGCAACAGAACGGCCGCUUUGCUGUUGUGCACGACGUGGGUGCUGGAAACGGAGUCUACUCACGCGUGCUCCGGUCACAUUUCCAACACGUUAUUGUGUCGGACGUGGUGCCCGACAACGUGCACCAGGCCGAGAAGAGGCUGGGCACGGAUGGAUACAGCUACCGCGUGGGCAAAAUGGAGGAUAUCAAGGAUCUUGCGCCCGGAUCUGUGGAUCUGGUCCUGGCCCUGAACGCCAUCCACUGGGCCGACCAGACCGCCGCCAUGGAGACCAUUGCGGCCCAACUUACGCCCGGGGGUACCUUUGCUGCUGCGACGUUUGGGGCGGCGCGGUUCAGGGAUGCUCGCGUACAGAAAGUGUGGGAGCAGAUCAGCGUGGAGGGAGGCCGGCUUCUGCUGAAGACGGCCGAGAACCCCGGGGAUACGAUCAAUGUCAUGGCGCGCAGCCAAGAUCGCUACAAUGUGGCUCCCUUGGACGAGCAACUGUUUCAGCCUGGAGCCCGACGUAUCUUCCUGAACAUGCAGGGUGGGGGGUUGACGGGCAUUUUGCCGCCCGAGAAUCGGGAGGAUGUCACGGAUCCAGACUUCACGGGGCUGAAUGAUGUCGUGGUGGACGAACGAGACGAGGGUUGGAGGUUUGAGUUGGAUCUGCAGGGUUUCGAAGAGCAUUUUCGGUCGUUUCCCCAUGCUUCUCGAGACCCCGAGGCUUUUGCACCACUGUGGAAGGAGGUGGAGGACCUCGUUCGUAGUGGGAGUCGGCUGGAUGGAUACUGGCCGGUUGCCAUUAUUCUGGCGACUCGGAGAGUCGAAACAUGA
Molecule: messenger RNA, 933 nt
Organism: Aspergillus tanneri
Lineage: Eukaryota; Fungi; Ascomycota; Eurotiomycetes; Eurotiales; Aspergillaceae
Gene: tpcM
Product: methyltransferase tpcM
Exons: 1
Coding region: 1-933 (310 amino acids)
Molecular function (GO): S-adenosylmethionine-dependent methyltransferase activity
Source: RefSeq, a predicted model, not a curated record